Messenger RNA from Candidula unifasciata, 321 nucleotides. The record is from the annotation of a GenBank genome assembly. Lineage: Eukaryota; Metazoa; Mollusca; Gastropoda; Stylommatophora; Geomitridae.
AUGCCAGUGAAUUUGCCACUCUUCCCUCAUGUGAAAAUAGACACAGAUGCCCAGAAGCUUUUGGUUGCUCUCCCAACUCUUGAAUCAAGGCUCCCGAACAAGGAGCCAGAGAUUCAUUAUCUCCGAAGGUUCUUACGCAACAGGAAUCUUCACCUCCUUCUUAGGAUCUAUCGACAGUUUCGAGCUCGGCAAGGCAGCAAAAAUCCAGCAGCAGAUUUUGCAGUUUCUCAGGCAGCAGAUGUAUAUUGUGAAAUUAGAUACAGGAUUGAAGACCCGAAAGUUCGAGAAUUGUUGGGGAUUUUAUCCAAGCCGCAUAUGCAG